CGGCAUCAAAGAUAUAAACAGGACUUCCUAGACCACGCGGAAGUCGCCGAUCCGACGGCGGGGAACGACGGGGAGCAAGCAGUCGGUGUCAUUUAAAUCAACCUAACACAUUUCACGACGACGACAGCGUCGGAGACUAUUUACAGCGGCGACGAAGUCUUCGGCUGUGGCUCGCUCUGUUAAAUCGGGAUUCGUGGACUACUGGUGGAAGCCACUGGUUUAAAUCGAGCAUCGCUUGCCCACCUCUGUAAUCGCAGCGUUGCGGAUCGUGAAUCUGCAAAAAGAGUGAGGCAGCAUAUGCUGAACUGGUGGUAUUGGAAUUGGUGAAUCGAACAAGGGAACAUGAGUUGUUCCUGUUUUGGUGCUUCAUUGUCCCGGAAAAAGCAUCUUAAUCCUUCUGCAAGGGAACAAAAUGUGCUUUCAUCAGAAAAGAAUAUAAGACUUUUCUCUUAUCUUGAGCUUAAAUUAGCAACAAACAAUUUCCAUCCAAGCAACAAAAUUGGCCGGGGUGGUUUUGGAACAGUAUACAAGGGAACCCUUAGGAAUGGAGUAGUUGUUGCAACAAAGGUACUUUCUGCAGAAUCACGUCAAGGAGUUAGAGAGUUCUUGACUGAGAUUGACGUUAUCUCCAAUGUCAAGCAUCCAAACCUUGUUGAGCUUAUUGGUUGCUGUGUUGAAGGCGCCAAUCGCAUCUUAGUAUACGAGUUUGUGGAAAAUGGUAGCCUAGUCCGUGCAGUACUAGGUCCAAUCAGUGAAGCGACUAAGCUGAACUGGCAGAUCAGAUCUGAGAUUUGUUUGGGUAUUGCCAAGGGAAUUGCACAUCUUCAUGAGGUUCUUGUACCACCAAUUGUUCACAGGGACAUCAAACCUAGCAAUAUUCUUCUUGACAGCAAUUUUGUCCCCAAGAUUGGAGAUUUUGGUGUAGCUAAGUUAUUUCCUGACAAUAUUACCCACAUCAGCACCCGUGUAGCUGGAACAACUGGCUACUUGGCACCUGAAUAUGCUUUGCAAGGCCAAUUGACAAAGAAAGCAGACAUUUAUAGCUUUGGUGUUGUCCUUUUGGAAAUAAUUAGUGGCAGAAGCAACUCGAGGUCAUUUUCAGAAAGAGGAAAACCACUUUUGGAAUGGGUAUGGAAGCUGUUUGAGGAUAAGAGGGUAAUUGAGAUUGUAGAUCCUGCUCUGAAAGACUACCCCCAUGAAGAAGUUUUAAGGUAUAUCAAAGUUGCUCUUUUCUGCACACAAGCUGCAAGUGUGCGUCGGCCGACCAUGCUCCAAGUUGUUGACAUGCUAUCGAAGCCAGUACAGCUCAAUGAUAAAGAAAUUACCCAGCCUGGUUACAUGGAAGACUCUGGCAAAUUUGUCAAAGGUUCAGGUCCAACAACUUCCACGAGUUCUCAGUCGAAAUUUUCCACAAGCAUCGACACAACCAUCCCAUUCUCCUUGAGUCAGGCUACUUGUACUGAAAUUUCUCCAAGGUGAAUUUUGCCAAAGCAGUGUAUCAAGUGGGAUUCUUUUGCAUAAAACAAGUGCAAUCAAGGAACCUUUCAGAGAUUUCUGUUAGCAGAUCAGGCCAAUGGAUUCUGAUCCUGUAUCUGAUUUUGUUUUCUUUAUAGUUGGUAAAUGGUAAUGACUAUUUUUUUUUUUGUAUAUAUAUCAUAUAUUUAUGAUGCGUUGAUAAAAAAAAAAAAGAGGUAUUCUGUAACAGACAUGUAAAAUAGUUUCAAGAACAUAUAAGAAUUUUUCUGGAUUA
This is a messenger RNA of Zingiber officinale, 1750 nucleotides long. Its product is annotated as putative serine/threonine-protein kinase. Gene Ontology annotation, molecular function: protein kinase activity; ATP binding. The transcript is spliced from 8 exons. Bases 343 to 1479 code for a protein of 378 amino acids. Gene Ontology annotation, biological process: protein phosphorylation. Lineage: Eukaryota; Viridiplantae; Streptophyta; Magnoliopsida; Zingiberales; Zingiberaceae. The record is from RefSeq and is a predicted model, not a curated record.